Molecule: messenger RNA, 1667 nt
Organism: Eurytemora carolleeae
Lineage: Eukaryota; Metazoa; Arthropoda; Copepoda; Calanoida; Temoridae
Exons: 8
Coding region: 71-1600 (509 amino acids)
Biological process (GO): proteolysis
Molecular function (GO): serine-type endopeptidase activity
Source: RefSeq, a predicted model, not a curated record
CAUACUGCCAUGUAUGAAGAAGAAAGUAAAGAUGUAAUACACCAAGAUUUUAAAAGUGAAUCAAGUGAAAAUGAAACAAUCUUUGGUGGUGUUAUUUUUCUGUGUUAUUGCACAAACAAUUAAUUCUAAUAAGGCUGAUUAUGAAUAUGAUGAUAAUGCUGUCCAUGAGAUUAAGAGUGAUCAGGGUAUGCGCCUAGUGGGGGCUUCAAGAGCACAGACCUCUAACUAUCCAUUCCUAGUCGGGUAUUCUACUUUACCCAAGAACAAGAAGGAUUUUACAUCGUGUACAGGAUCUCUGAUAGCAAAGGAUUGGGUGGUAAGUGCAGCACACUGUAUACUUGCUCUAGUAGAUACUAAGAACUUGACUAAAUGUGUGGAGCAAACUGCUAAUGGAACAGUUCAUGUUAACAGGAAAGGUCAUGAAAUGAAGUGUGAACAAUUUAAUAAUGGGGACUAUAAGAUAUUUCCUGUGAAGCAACCCCUUGCCUACCUUGGCGUUGAUGAUGUGAAUAAGAAGGUAGACCUUGAGAAGGGAGAGAAAAUUCCCAUUGAAUAUUUCAUUCGUCACAAGAACAGCUAUAGGGGAGGAGGAACAUAUGGAGAAUUUGGAGGGAUUGAUAUCACACUUGUUCGAUUAUCAAAACCAUCCCAAAAGGAAGUUGCUUGUCUUCCUUCAGAAGAUUUCAAGGAUUCUGGUAUAGGGCCUGGGUUUAAUAAUUCUGAAAAUGUAGUGCUAGCUGGAUUUGGAAAAUACUACAGGGAACCAUGUAAAACAGAUGAUCUAGGACCAGCAAAUGAUCUCUACUGUGCUGAAGUGCCCUGUAAAAAGGAGGAGAAACCUCCUCAGGAACCUGAAUGUUCUAAAUUUUUCACCAAAAACCCUGACAAGCUAUUAGAUUUUGAUAAUAAGAAUUUGACCAAGAUAACCUUGAUUAGUUUAAAUAAAAAUGAAACCUUCUGCUACAGAAACAAGUCCAUUUCAGAAGGCUCCAAGGGAUGGUGUCCUGUUAUAGAUGAUGCCUCAACAAUGGGAGAACUUACUACCACAGAUACUUGGGGAUUCUGCAGUAAGGAUUGUUUUCUCAAUGAAACUAAACAAAUUGAACCUGAUGCCAAUGUGCUACGUGAAGUUAGACAUGUGGAUGUUCUCAGUGAUAAACUCUGCAAUGAAUUUUUGGAAAGUUCUUUAUAUGGAAGUGUGGUUAAGAUUCAGCCUGAAAUUCUCUGUAUUGGAUUUCAAAAAUCUCAGGAGGAAAAAACAUACACAAUAUCUGACAAUAAUAAAAUUGAAAAGACUGAUACAGCCAAGAAAUCUUAUGUAACCUCUGCGGGAACUUGCAAUGGUGAUUCUGGUGGACCUGUUUUUGUCAAAGAUGAAAAAUCAGGAAAAUUUAUAGUCUUAGGAGCUGUGAGUGGGGGCAGAGGCGUACUGGGAAAAUGUGGAGGACUAAACAACCCAACACAUUACGCAAGACUGAAGAAGCUGUCUAGUUGGAUAAUGAGUGCAGUUGGAGGUAGUUCUAAAGAUCUCUGUUGGUCAGGGGAACCAGCUAGCAGGGAGAAGCAUGCAAAUGAGUCUACUACUACGUCUCCUGUUUAAACUGCUGUUCUCCAUAACAAAGAGGAAUAAAGAAUUUAUAUAAUAGAAUAAAAUUAUCAAUUUUAAA